AUGAUCACCGCAUAUGGGGUAGAAUACGAAGAUGCUGAUGAUACAAUUUUAAUGCUUUUAGGUAAUAAAAAUGAUUAUGAUUUAUGGGAAAAAUUAGGGAAUCCUGGCUGGGAUUACGAAAAUGUCCUGUACUAUUUUAAAAAAUCGGAAGACAACAGAAACCCUUACCUCCAGAAAACCCCAUACCACGGUACAGGAGGUUAUCUAACAGUCCAAGAGUCCCCCUGGAGAACUCCACUGGUGGUAGCGUUUGUACAAGCAGGGAACGAAAUGGGAUAUCCCAUUCGUGAUAUUAACGGAGCUGAGCAAGCAGGAUUCAUGAUCGCCCAAGGCACCAUCAGAAGAGGACAACGGUGUUCUACGGCAAAAGGAUUUCUUCGACCAGCUCGUCUUAGAAGAAAUCUUCAUAUCGCUUUGAACGCGCAUGUGACUCGACUGUUAAUAAGUCCACAUACUAAAAGAGCAUUCGGGGUAGAAUUUUACAGACAUGGAAGACGUCAAGUAAUUACAGCUAGGAGAGAAAUUGUUUUAUCGGCUGGAUCAAUUAAUUCGCCACAAAUUCUGAUGCUUUCCGGAAUCGGCCCCAAAGAGCACAUAUCAAAACUGGGAAUUCCGGUAAUAAGCGAUUUAAGAGUGGGCGACAAUCUUCAAGACCAUGUGGGCAUGGGUGGUCUUACGUUCCUUGUUGACAAGCCCAUUUCGAUAGUCCAAGAUCGUUUUGAGGCAUUUCCGAUGACCAUGCAGUACGUAAUGAACGAAAAGGGACCCAUGACAACACUGGGAGGCGUGGAAGGAUUGGGGUUCAUCAACACGAUUUACGGAAACAGAUCAUGGCCGGAUAUACAAUUCCAUAUGGCUCCAGCAAGUAUAAAUUCUGAUGGUGGACGAAAAGUGCGAACAGUACUGGGAAUUACUGAUAACUUAUACAACACAGUGUACAAACCCAUUGCAAAUAGGGAUGCCUGGACAAUUAUGCCUCUGCUUUUGCGUCCAAGAUCAAGAGGAACGGUCAGGUUACGUACCAAAAAUCCAUUUCAUUACCCCAUAAUCGACGCUAACUAUUUUGCGGAUUCCUUCGACAUCAAAACAUUAGUAGAAGGAGCAAAAUUCGCAGUAAAGUUAUCACAGUCAAGAGUUUUCAAGCAAUUUGGCUCCCGCAUUCAUACAAUUCCGUUCCCAAACUGCAGGAAUCACACUUUUGGAAGCGACAAAUACUGGGAAUGUCACAUAAGGACAAUUUCAAUGACAAUUUACCAUCCAGUUGGAACGUGUAAAAUGGGUCCUGAAACUGAUUCGACCGCAGUGGUUGAUCCCAGAUUGAGAGUGUACGGAGUGGGAGGUCUCAGGGUAAUCGAUGCCUCCAUUAUGCCUACCAUUCCAAGCGGAAAUACCAACGCGCCAGCCAUCAUGGUAGGAGAAAAGGGAGCAGAUUUAAUUAAAGAGGACUGGCUGGGAGAAAAUUAUCGACGCUCCAAAAUUGGAUAAACAAAAACAAUACAAUAUGAACAACACAAAAUACUCUAAAUAACGACAACUAUAUGUCAUUGUUAAGAAAUAAACAAUAGUGUCUAGGUAAAAUUUACCGAUUAUCGACUUCAUACGUACUGAAUAUUCUAAGAAAUUCGCAAAAAAAUAUCGGUAUUUUAAACAGAUCAAAAAAGUGAACCUACUGUACAGAAUCUUCAUGCUGUGGCUAGACUGUCGUUAGGUUGUUAUCAUAGACAUAUAUUAAUGGACGUGCCUUAGCCGU
This is a messenger RNA of Agrilus planipennis (emerald ash borer), 1750 nucleotides long. Its product is annotated as glucose dehydrogenase [FAD, quinone]-like. NCBI's taxonomy places the organism in Eukaryota, Metazoa, Arthropoda, Insecta, Coleoptera, Buprestidae. The transcript has 2 exons. The record is from RefSeq and is a predicted model, not a curated record. Gene Ontology annotation, molecular function: flavin adenine dinucleotide binding; oxidoreductase activity, acting on CH-OH group of donors. Bases 1 to 1485 code for a protein of 494 amino acids.